Molecule: messenger RNA, 5147 nt
Organism: Notothenia coriiceps (black rockcod)
Lineage: Eukaryota; Metazoa; Chordata; Actinopteri; Perciformes; Nototheniidae
Product: protein bicaudal D homolog 1-like
Exons: 11
Coding region: 218-3727 (1169 amino acids)
Biological process (GO): microtubule anchoring at microtubule organizing center; regulation of microtubule cytoskeleton organization; positive regulation of receptor-mediated endocytosis
Cellular component (GO): cytosol; Golgi apparatus
Molecular function (GO): dynein intermediate chain binding; dynactin binding; dynein complex binding
Source: RefSeq, a predicted model, not a curated record
UGGGUGUCUCUGCUGAGGAUGACAACGCUUUAUUGAGAUUUACGGAUGUUUAUUUUAUAUUUAGGUUUUUCAUUUUAAAAAUGAGAUUUGAGGCAGCAUUGUGAUUCCUUUUAGGGGCGGCAGGUUUGUUGUCUACCUCAGCUGUUUCUCCCUCCGGCGGGGCUCUCCGCUCAUCCGACGCAGGGAGGAGAGGGCCGGAGGAGGGGGAGAGGGAGCGAUGGCUGCCGGUGGAGCAGGAUGCGGGGACACGGUGGAGCAAUGCCGGGCCGAGGUGGAGCGUCUGACCCGGGAGCUGGCCGAGGCCAACCGAGAGAAGAUCCGGGCGGCGGAGUGCGGACUGGUGGUCCUGGAAGAGAACCAGAGCCUGAAGCAGCAGUACGCCGAGCUGGAGGCCGAGCAGGAGACGCUGAGGCUGGAGCUGGAGCAGCUGCAGGAGGCGUUUGGUCAGGCCUACUCUACCCAGCGUAGGGUGGCAGAAGAUGGGGAGACCAACGAGGAGACGCUGCUGCAGGAGUCUGCCAGCAAGGAGGCUUACUACAUGGGCCGCCUCCUGGAGCUCCAGUCGGCUCUGACGAAAAGCCGGGCCACCUCCUCUAACGUUCUGGCUGACAACGAACACCUGAGCACACUACUCCAGGAGCUGAGGGAGCAGAGCAAUGACAUGUUGGAGCUUCAGCGCAGCCGGAUGCGAGAGGAGAUCAGGGAGUACAAGUUUAGAGAGGCACGGCUGCUCCAGGACUACACCGAGCUGGAGGAGGAGAACAUUACGCUGCAGAAACUGGUGUCGACACUCAAACAGAAUCAGGUGGAGUAUGAAGGUCUGAAGCAUGAAAUCAAGGUCCUGGAGGAGGAGACGGAGAUCCUAAACAGCCAGUUGCAGGACGCGCUGCGUUUGAAGGACAUGUCAGACGCUCAGCUGGAGGAGUGCCUGGAGUCUCUGAAGAGCGAGCGUGAGCAGAAGAAGCACCUGCGCAGGGAGCUGGUGCACCACCUCAGCAUGUGUGAUGUGGCCUACACAGGAAGUGCCCACCUCACGUUCAGCUCCGCCCCGCCCAGUGGAACCGCCACCCCGACGACUAUGCUCUCCCCAAACGCAGAAGAUCCAACGAGGUGUAAUGGCCACCUCCAGGGUGGGACCACAGCGGGAACAGUAGGGUCGGUGCCCAGAGCUAAUGGAGACUGCCGGGUCUCGGGUUGGAAAUCUGAGGGUGGGGUGACGUCGGACCUCUUCAACGAGAUGAACAUGACAGAGAUUCAGAAGCUCAAGCAGCAGCUGGUGACGGUUGAACGUGAGAAUGUCUCCCUGAUGACCAGUCUGCAGGAGUCCCAGAGUCAGCUUCAACACACCCAGGGGGCCCUGACCGAGCAGCAUGAGAAGUCCCUCCGCCUGGACCAAAGAGUCACUGUCCUCCGCCGCCUCAAUCGCAGGGCCCGCCUACACCAUGAAGCCCCUGCUUGUGCCCCCUCUCAGCUCCACCCUGAGGCCCUGGUGGAGCUAGACAGAGAUGAAGAGGAGGCUGAAGAGGAACGAGGGGCUGAGGAGGAUAGGAGUGAGACACUAAACAAAAGUCAGGUAUUUUCUUACCAGACGCCAGGACUGGAGAUUCUGCAGUGCAAAUACCGUGUGGCUGUGACAGAGGUGGUGGAGCUCAAGGCGGAGGUGAAAUGUCUCCGUGAUCGACUGGCUCAGGGUGUGGAGGCGGCAGGGGAGGAGAAGCCAAGGCGAAACAGUCUGCAGAAGCUGGACAGGCAGGUCAACACGUUGGAGAAGAACUGCCGGGAGGGACGUGAGAAGAUUUCUAGCCUGGAGAUGGAGUUGCAGGCAGCUCAGUCAGCAGCCAGCGAGAGUCGGGGUGCGUUAAACGCAGCUCAGGAUGAGUUGGUGAUUCUCAGUGAGGAGCUCGCCAAGCUCUACCACCACGUCUGUCUGUGCAACAACGAGACGCCCAACCGUAUCGUGCUGGACUACUACAGACAAGGCAGAGGGCUCCGGGGCCUCAGUGCCACUCUUAAAGCCAUGUCUGCUGACAACAGCAAAGUUCUCCUCACACCACGCCUCGCCAGGCGGCUGGCCGCUGUCGCUUCAUCCACCCUGACUCCCGGGGAGUCGCGUAGCCCCUCGCAGUCUCCAUCCAAGGAGCCUUUAUCUAGGGAAGGUGGCGGGGAGGAGAAGGAAAAGGGGGGCGUCCUGGAGCCACCUGAGCAGAGCCUGCCGCCCUGCACAACUCCAACCCGCUCACCUAGCAUCAGUGCCUCUUCAUCAAGUUCCUCAUCAUCCUCGCCUGCCCUGGAGCCAGCUGGUGAGCUGCGCAGGGAGCCCAUGAACAUAUACAACCUCAACGCCAUCAUCAAAGACCAGGUGAAGCACCUGCAGCGGGCAGUAGACACGUCUCUGCAGCUGUCCAGACAGAGAGCUGCAGCCAGAGAGCUGGCGCCUCUGAUGGACAAGGACAAGGAGGUCUGCAUGGAGGAGAUCCUGAAGCUCAAGUCUUUGCUCAGCACCAAGAGAGAGCAGAUCGCCACCCUCAGACUGGUACUCAGGGCCAACAAACAGACGGCUGAAGGGGCUCUGACCAACUUAAAGAGUAAGUAUGAGGCGGAGAAAACCAUGGUGAGGGACACCAUGACGAGGCUGAGGAACGAGCUGAAGGCCUUGAAGGAAGAUGCCGCCACUUUCUCAACUCUGCGCGCCAUGUUUGCCACCAGGUGCGAUGAGUAUGUUACCCAGCUGGAUGACAUGCAGAUGCAGCUGGCUGCGGCGGAGGAUGAGAAGAAGACUUUGAACUCCCUCCUGCGCAUGGCUAUCCAGCAGAAACUCGCCCUCACCCAGCGCCUGGAGGAUUUGGCUUUCGAUCAAGAGCAGACCCACCAAACCCGCGGGGGGCGGCUGCACCGCAUCAAGACCAGCACCCCCAAAGUAAGUCCCUCGGCCUCUUCUUCGGCAUCCAACCUAGACCAAGGCUCCAAUUCCGCUAUGACCCCUGUCAGACCUUUCCUUUCCAACCUUCUUAGCUCUACGUCAAUUCUCCCUGAUGACCCCACUCUGCCCCUUAGUCCAUCGGUGGUCAGUGCGGCACUUGCCUCAGCUCUCACCUCCCCCACAUCACAUUUUCACACUUGCAGUCCGUCAUCACCGGCCGGCGCCUCAUUGGUUAGCCCUCUAGCGCCAGAGAGCCCCCCGUGUCUGGAGGCCCCCUCCUCUCCCUCGCCGCGGACCCCGCCCUCAACCUCUCUGAAGCUGGCUCACUCCCAGUGGACCAUGGGGGUGCGGACAUUUGUGGUUGACUCCCACAGUAUCAGUGUCAACAUCACCCCCAAUCCGUCCCAUAGUUCGGGCCCCUCCAGACACAUCACCCCAGACUCUUUUAGCUCUUCCCCAUCCACCACAACAACCAGGUCCACCCAACCAGGAUCGGGCCCCUCUUCCCCCUACCGCUCGCCUAUUUUGGGGCUCAGGCGCUCCACAUGGAGCCCCUCACCCCGAACUCGGCCGUUGUCCAGCCUGACGCGCUCUUCUGUCCUCUACGCUCCUUCCUCACCCUCCCCUUACUCCUCCUCUCACUCCCCAUCUCCCAGCUAUUCCUCUGCCUACUACGGCUCUUCUUCUUCUGUUUUCACCCCCUCUCGCUCCUACCUCGCCUCUGGCACCACCAACUCCUACGGCCACUCCACCAGCUACACGCCCCUCUACCCAAGACACUACAGUUCUUACCGGCCCCGGCACUAACCCCUUAAUAAAUCCUUUGAGCCUAUUGAAGGCUUCUCGACUAGACUUCUUAUUGACAUUAAAAAACUGCAACUCCCAUCAUCCUUCUCUUUCUGUCACCUGAGAGAAUGGGCGCUCACAGAGAGGAGGACAAAGUGGUUUCCUGUUUCCCCGUUCCUUUUUUCCUGUGUCUAAGCUUUGGCCAAUGGGUUCUGAAUGUUCAGUGACUUUGCUCAGGGAUUUGACAAAUGGAGCACAAGAGGCCCCACCUUCCUUCUAUUACGAGACUGCUGAUUGGUCCACAGGAGGACUUUAAUAGAGACUUUUUAUAAUGAGAGUUUUUAGGCAUCAAGUUCUUCAGAUUGAAGUGACACAUGCAUGAUUUAAGCGCAGAGACAUUCAGACACUGACUGGAGGACCCUUUCAUAAGUUUGAAUGAAGGCCAUGACACAUUGAAUAGCGUCCUCUAUAUUCAAUAUAAUAUCCACCGAGUCUGUAUACACAAACACUGUAAACCACAUGUCUUUUAAGCAAGCAUUCUCCUUGGAUGCCCAACGAUUCAGUAUGAUUCAAACAAAUGAAGUUGCAAGUGAACGCCACAAAUCAAAGGAAAAAGCGUUUACACCAGUUACAAAUGGCCACACUUAAAGGUCUGCUGUCGUUUUUAGAGUUAGAAAACGUAUCGUACGCAGCACCCCUAAAAGCCAACGAUGGAUUGUGAAGGGUCGUUACUUGAGAAGCUGUUAGUCCCUGCAACAAGAAAUGUGUUUGAAGCAUAAUGACUCCUUGAGUGUUCCCAGCUUUGACCUCACUUUAUAAUCUCUCUUUCACAAAAACACAUAUACACACUUGUAUGAUGACAGUUGUGGACAAGGCUUGAUGGACUAGUCAUUGGUACAUGUUUGUCAUGGUGGGCAUUGCUUUCUAAGUGCACCUCAAUGAGUAUUCUUUAUUUCUUGUCCAUCUCUAGCACCACCAAGUGGUUUGUUCUUAUAUAGCCAUGUACAUGUGCAUACAUAUGCAUGUUCACGUUUGGAUGCUCUUUAACUGUAGGCUUCCUCCCCCUUCCAAAUAAAAAACCAACGGAUAGAGGUGCAGGCUGUAUGGAAGGUCAUGGCAGGGAAGAAGUUACAAGAUGGAGGAAGGAGAGCACUCAAACAUGGCAUAAGACCAGUCAGCCUAAUAUCUUCUCAUGGUACAGAAAAACAUUUUGACUUGGAGUUAGGUAUGGGAAGUUUCUCAAGAAGCUGAUGUUCUCUUCACCUCGUUUUUUUUGGUUUAACUUGCCUUAAGUUUAUGACUAAUUAAAAGGUACUUCUAAUGUAACUCUUUCCAAAAACAUCACACUAAAGAGGACAUUCUCCAACAUUGCACUAGGGCUGCUCGAUUAUGGCAAAAAUCAUAAUCUCGAUUAUUUGGGUCAAUAAUUGAUAUCACGAUU